CUGAUUAUGCAGUUGUUAGCCUUUAACUUACUUGAUUGUAGAUCUCUUGUGUCUGCGUAUCUCGGUAUCGUAGAUCUAGUGAAAAGUGCGUUCCACAAUUGAUUUGGAUAUGAAUACAUGAAAACGAUUUCUUUGUGUAAUUGUGCGUUCUAUAGUUAAAGAUUUCUCUUAUUUAACUAUCGUUAUCUAUAACGAUGUCUCUAAUUAUGUGCAUAUAUCAAUGUGCUAUACAUAUAUCAAUGUGUGAUAAUUGUGAUAAAUAAUGUGCAAUCAAUGUGCUAAUUCAAACAAAUUAUCAUGUUGUUUGAAUUAAUACAUGAAAUAAUGUUAAGGAAAUGCGUAUUUUACAUCGAUGGCUGAAUACAUUGGAUACAAUAAUAAUAAUAUAAGGUCAAACACAUGGUGUGUUAUCUUAAUUGCAAUACGUUAUAAAUAAUUUUGAACUUGUUUUGUGUACACCUAUCGCGCUUUUAAGAUAACUGAUGUUGUCACGUGCGUUAGUCUAGCUCGAACUUAUAUAAACACAUACGCGCAGCACAAGCGAUUAAACCGAUGUCGUAUAUCGUCUGAAACGCUUGCUAUACACCUGAGAUGCUUCUGAUUGUGAGAAAUUCAUAACAUUUGCGGUUUUGUGAUUUGCGAAUAUUUGCGAAUAUAUAAAAUGAGUAUAUCAUUAAAUUCACUCGCUAAGAUUGUCGAUUAUCUUCCAAAAGAUAUUGGAAAACUUUGGUAUCUUGUAAGUCCAAAGGAGACGACUUUCGAGUUUCUACACGAGGUGCCGGACUAUCAACAACAGAUAUGGAUGCCGUUUUUUCUGCUGUUGAUUCUGGAGCAGUUAAUAUUGAGGAAAAAAAGAUUCCGUUUAAAUGAUCAAGUGACAUCAUUAUCUCAUUGGAUGCUCCACGAAACUAUUCGAAUUUUUUCUCGCGGUGCUGAGUAUUACGUAUACAUUGUCAUUUAUGAGAAGUUUGGCAGAGGAUGCACUUUACCUUGGAAUUCGUUAUGGACUUGGUGUAUUACCUUCGUUACCGUGGACUUUUCUUAUUAUUGGGCUCAUCGCAGUAAUCAUGAAGUUCACUUCCUGUGGGCCCACCAUCAAGUGCAUCAUAGCAGUGAGGAAUUUAACCUUGCAGUUGGUCUACGACAAUCCAUUCUGCAACACUGGUGCAACUUCGUAAUGUAUUUACCUCUUGCCUUUUUUAUACCACCAUCACACUUUAUGGUUCAUAAUCAACUCAAUUUGAUAUAUCAAUUGUGGAUACAUACAACAGUCAUUCGUGAUCUUGGGCCACUCGAGUUAAUUUUUAAUACACCUAAGCAUCAUCGUGUUCAUCAUGGCUGCAAUCUUUAUUGCUUGGAUAAGAAUUACGGCGGUGUACUUAUAAUAUGGGAUCGAUUGUUUGGUACAUUUCAAGAAGAAGAACAAAAAGAAGAGAUAGUUUAUGGAUUAGUAGUCAACAUUGAAUCAUUUAACGCGUUCUAUCUGCAGAUAUUUUAUUUAAAAGAUUUAAUUAAGAAAAGUAUAAGUAUGAGUACGUGGGCUGAUAAGUUUGCCGUUUUCUGGAAAGGUCCCAGUUGGUUUCCAGGUAGCCCACGUUUGGGUUUAGAUGAAUAUAAAAUAAAGGUCAAACCCAGAACCGUAUAUGAUCCUUUUGUACCAAAAUAUCAAAAAAUAUAUAUCGGUGUGCAGUUUCUGAUGGUUCUUUUCAAUCAUUAUAAAUUAUAUGAACCACAAUAUUAUGAAUUCUGUUUUCAGAAUUUAAACAAUCCUUGGGUGAUAAUUACAGUGACAAACAACUUAAUUGCUUUCAUUAGCAUCGGUUUGUUAUUUGAUAAGUAUGAGUUUAUAUAUUCCAGCAUUAUUGAAAUCGUGCGCUGUGCCUUUUAUGUGUACUUCAUGCAUAUGUAUCAAGAUAACUUUAUUGAUUAUUUGAUAUAUUAUGUACACGUAUUUCAAUUGGGCUUUAUUUGGAUACCUUUUUUUGCAUAUAAAAUUUAUGCAUGUAUAUACACAUAUACUUGUUUUUUUUAUUCGCGAGCACUGAUAUUCUAUCAAAGAUCUUGAGAAAAAGGAUUGAGAAUUUAUACACACACGGGCCCGCGCGUGUAUAUGUGUGUUUGAAAUAUUACAGUUUUAAAGCAUCAUACAUAAAAAGAAUCUCAAAAAACUUUUCUGUCAAUUCACAUAUUAAGAAACAUAAUCUUAUUUUAUUCUAUUACACGUAGCAAACGUUACAUGAAUUCGUAAUACAUGCGACCUGUCUGGAUGAAAAUAUAUAAAUUUUUCUCUUAAUAAUAAUAAUUGAGUUCCUAAUAGACUUGGUAUCAAAAAUUAUAUCAGAAUUUCAUUAUGUAUUGAAAUGUGUUUUAUUUUUGCUCGAUAUAUGUUUUGUAAAUGGAGAAAUUAUAAUUUAUUUACAAAGUGUAAAAAUUGAAUUGAUUUGUCGUCAUUAAUUCGUAUCAUUGCAAUCCUCUCAAUAUUUCCGUACUGUUUCGUUGUUUAUGGUUCAAUAAUCUAUUAACACUAUUAACGUAUCUACGGUUAUACUAGUGGAUCAAUUAAAACGUUGAAAAUAUUGUGUGUAAAUAAGCACGUUAGAUGCUAGCUUAACAUGUAAGAUGUACAUGUAUGUAUAUACAUAAAAUAAGUUUGUGUACUUAUGUCACAUAAAUACGUCACAAUAACAGAA
Wasmannia auropunctata (little fire ant) is the source of this 2690-nucleotide messenger RNA. Its product is annotated as alkylglycerol monooxygenase-like. The transcript is spliced from 10 exons. Lineage: Eukaryota; Metazoa; Arthropoda; Insecta; Hymenoptera; Formicidae. The coding region runs from base 662 to 2065 and encodes 467 amino acids. Gene Ontology annotation, molecular function: iron ion binding; oxidoreductase activity. Gene Ontology annotation, cellular component: endoplasmic reticulum. Gene Ontology annotation, biological process: lipid biosynthetic process. The record is from RefSeq and is a predicted model, not a curated record.